AUGACAAGCUUAGAGAGUGCAAUUACCGGGGCUGUUGCCUCCUCAUUGGCUAAUGUGGUAGUCUAUCCAUUAGAUCUGGUGAAAACCUUAAUUCAGACUCAGACUACAGCAGGUGGAAACUACCCCACGACGGAAAAAGAUAAAGAUGCGCAGGACUCGCAAUCUAACAAUGCUGUAGUGGACGGAAAGAAUAUUCAGUAUGAGAGUGACGAUGAUGAGAGAUACCAGAAUGCUUUUGAUGCUGCAUUGAAAAUUGUUAAAACUAGAGGCUUUGGGGGACUGUACCAGGGUUUACCAGCAUCGAUUAUGGCUGGCUUUAUACAAAGCUUUUCAUACUUUUUUUGGUAUAGCAUUGUUAGAAAGCAGUACUUCCAAAUCAAGAGUCUGGAAGGCAAAUCAGGCAGAUUUUCUACGCCCGAGGAGCUAGUUUUGGGAAUUUUAGCUGCCGGAGUUUCACAACUUUUCACAAAUCCUAUUAGCAUUAUUUCCACCAGACAGCAAACCACCGAGAGAGGAAGAAGCAGCGGUUUUAUCAGCGUGGCGCGUAGGAUUUUUCAAGAGCAGAAUGAUAUUACAGGCUUUUGGAGGGGACUGAAAGUGUCCCUCGUUCUUACAAUAAAUCCAUCGAUAACCUAUGCGGCUUAUGAAAGACUCAAGGAUUUGUUUCUGUCAACGAGCACAGACCCUACAAAACUCCUGGACACGGCUUCACAAUUAACUGCGCAGCAGAACUUCAUUUUGGGAGUUUUAUCAAAAAUGCUCUCCACUUUGAUCACACAGCCGUUGAUCGUGUCUAAGGCUUUGCUUCAAAAAACAGGCUCUAAGUUUGUCAGCUUUCAGCAGGUAUUAAACCAUAUCUACAAGCACGAAGGCUUUUUGGCGUUGUGGAGGGGUGUGGUGCCGCAACUCACUAAAGGAAUCAUAGUUCAAGGGCUUUUGUUCAUGUUUAAAGGUGAAUUGACAAAACUAUUAAGGCGUAUAUUCUUCUAUUUACAAGUAGUCCGCCAAAGACGGAUUCCUAGCAAAAUAGCUCAGUAA
This is a messenger RNA of Lachancea fermentati, 1038 nucleotides long. NCBI's taxonomy places the organism in Eukaryota, Fungi, Ascomycota, Saccharomycetes, Saccharomycetales, Saccharomycetaceae. The record is from the annotation of a GenBank genome assembly.